Molecule: messenger RNA, 3176 nt
Organism: Gavialis gangeticus (Gharial)
Lineage: Eukaryota; Metazoa; Chordata; Crocodylia; Gavialidae
Product: zinc finger protein 501-like
Exons: 4
Coding region: 1165-2322 (385 amino acids)
Biological process (GO): regulation of transcription by RNA polymerase II
Cellular component (GO): nucleus
Molecular function (GO): RNA polymerase II transcription regulatory region sequence-specific DNA binding; DNA-binding transcription factor activity, RNA polymerase II-specific
Source: RefSeq, a predicted model, not a curated record
GAAGGUUAUGUGUUAGGAGUAAACAUGAGACUUGCCGUGCUGGAUCAGACCUCCUCAUUCAAUGUAGCCUGGCUACUGCCUCGAUCAGGAGCUUGCAGCUGAUAUUUCAAGGAAAGUGCAAGAAACUGCACAGUGGAUGUGGGAACUCUGCCCCCUCCCUCACCCACGGAUGAAUUCCUGCUAAUUUCUGAUGGAGAGCAGGUUAAAUGAGCAGUUUGGGUUUAGCUCAAGAUUCCUGCUGCUGGGACACAUGACUUUUCUAAAAGGGGCGGGCAAGGAAUGUCAGAAAUGGAAAGAAGGUGCAAAGGCAGCAGGACAAGUCUUAGGGCAUGUUGAAGAGAAGUCAGAACAUUUCCCUGAAACUGAAGUCUGUAGUCUGGGGGAAUCUCCAUAUGUUCAGACAUUCAGAAGACCAAUACCUAUUCCUAGUAAAAGUUGUUUCUCUGUAGAUAUUUCCACUAAGGGGAAAACUAAAAGAAAUUCCAUUUGAUUAUAGUAAUGUAACUAUAUGCCCAUCCUGUUUAAAUAGAUUAUCCACCAUUUAAUCCAAUAACUGUGCUAUUAAAAAAUUCAAACCAAGAAUGUGGUGAUAACCCUUUAGCAUAUAAGAAUUUCUCAGUCUCUUAAGAGUUGUAGUUGUACGUCGUUUGGCUUUAAAAACAAGCGUAUCGAAGGUGUACUUAGAUUAGGAAGAAAAUGUUCUCCCCUUAUAUCCCUUCCCCAUAACUCCAAAAAGUUAGUGCAGAAGUGUUUGAAUUUACUCCUUAUGAAGUUGGCAGAGGUGGUCCUUAAAGAUUCCUUAAUAGUUUCGGACCCAGCUCAUAAACGGACGUGUUGGAUUCAGACCAUGGUUAUUGGCAAGAUAAGCUCAGAAGUACUUGCCUUGGAAAGCAGCUAAAAAUGUAAACCUGCACAUGAAGGAUAAUACUGCAGUUUGAGAAAACAGUGUACUCAUGCUAGAGAGCUCAUUGUCACUUGGCCAUAGUUUUCUAGUCAUUUCCUUAGUUCCUCAGACUCUUUCCAUCUCUGUGUGGCUUGGCUUUACAUUUUUGUGGCUGUAAUUGGAACUGAGAAUGAAAGGGGCCAAUCAUGAGAAGACAUAGGUACUUGGUAUUCUGGGCUCUACAGUUACUCAUCAGUAAGUGCCCUUUAUGAUGCCAGAGGAUGGAUGUGGAGGUAGACUUGGAGUCUGAUAAUGACACUUGUGACUCAGGUGAGGACCAUUCAGAUGAUUCCAGUCAGACAUCUGAGAGGGUGGGUCGCAAAGCCAGCCUCCAGCUGGAAGUCGAAGAGGAUUAUUCACCACCAUCUAGUCCUGACUGCAACCCUGCUGGAACUUCAGGUAGGCAAGAGCUUCCUGUAGAACUGCAGUGUGAAGAGGAGGAAACUUAUGAGACCUAUUACCAGAAGCGUAAUUCAACCACGCCUGGGGUCUUUGUCACCUCCAGCACCAACUUUGACCUGCAAUGUGAAGAUGAGGAUCUGGAACUGUAUUCCUCAGAGCACUCUGAGGAACCUCAGGGUGGACUAAGUGAGGAUGAUGAAAACAUCAUUCUUAUUGAUGCUUUCAAUGAGGAGGAACUGGACCCAAUCUCUGGAGAAGCUUAUCGAUGCAAGAAGUGUGGUACCGCUUUCCAGGACUUUAGUGAAUUACAGGAACACCAGCAGAUUCACCCAACAGAGAAUUCAUACCAAUGCCCAAUCUGCGGCAAAGAGUUCUUCCGAACUGCAAACUUGCGAAUGCACAUGCUCAUUCAUUCUAGUGACAGGCCACACAAGUGUCCAGAGUGUGACAAAGGCUUUAUCCGCACAGCAGAUGUCUGGAGGCACCUACGCAAUGUACACAAGAUUGAGCGUUCAAAAAUUUUGGGGAAUGGUAUGGUUAGGAACCCAUGUUCUUCCGUGCACAGGAACCAAAGCGGUGGAGAUACCUAUCAGCAAUGUGCAGCCGAUCAAAAGCCUGGAGAAGGACAGUCUAAACCUUACAUCUGCCCAACAUGUGGCAAAGGUUUUCAUAAACCUAAUCUGCUGUCCAAACAUAAAGUGAUCCACCGGCAGGACAAGCCAUAUGAAUGCCAAGAAUGUGGGAAGUCCUUUGUUCAGCUGCUCAGGUUGAAAAGACACCAAAAAACUCACUCUGGAGAACGCCCUUUCUACUGUGAGGAGUGUGGAGGGACCUUCACACGUCUAGCUUCUCUACAGCGGCACCAACGCAUCCAUACUGGAGAAAAACCCUAUUCUUGUGCUUACUGUGCUCAAGACUUCACAGAAUCAGGCUCUUUGAGGAGACACGAGCGCACGCACAAAGUGAAGACGGCUUAAUGUCUAGAAAAUGUUGCACUAGUAGGAAUGUUGUUUCUUAUCUGACUUAAACUUGUCCAUGCUGCUUGAAAAAUGUUCCCACUCCCACGAGAAAAGCCAGUUAAGAGCCUUCUUCUCUAGGUCUGACUGGCAUAAACCUAGUAAGGAGACAUUUCAUAAGUAACUGCAUGAUCUCUGCAAGUAAAGACAAUGCUGAGUGGCUCUGCAGACUUGCUUAGCAGUUGACAGAGGAGAUAUCUUCAUUGCCAUUUUGUAAUAAGCACACAGAAGUCUACUGAUAUAAGUAGAAAGUAAAGACCCUUGAAGGUAUAUGACAAUUUUAUAGCUAGUUGGACUUUCCCAGGGGGUGCCUCUAGGAUUGAUACAUUAAAUGAAGCCCUUUCACAUUCAUGGUCUCUGAACUGGUUGGUGUUGCUGUCUAUAAUGUGACUGUUCUCUGGCACUGGAUUUGGAGAUGUGUCAUUGUUAGGCCUGCAUAAUACAGUCAGAGCUGGCCCAUCCAUACCUUAUCUCUGUGCAUUCUCUUUUUUUUUAAUGAAGUAUUUUAUUUGGAAAGAAAGCAUCACAGCACUUGUAAAAAUGGACAGUUAACAUCUACACUGCAUACACAUACCUGCCGAUGGAGAUACUGAUCCAUUGUGUGUUUAUACAUAACUAGAGUUAUAUAUGUAUAUUGGUAAAUGGAGAGAGGGUUGUAUGGCUGGUUGUGAUGGUGCAUGUGAAUGAUCUGUCUGGAUCUGUGCCACUUGUGUCUAGCUGGAGGAGAGCCUUUACCCUGCCCAGCUACUGCAUUACAGUAACAAAUAUUUGAGAACGUAAAAUCAGAAAAAACAGUAAUAAAAAUAAGGAAAAUA